AUGUGGAAAAAUCUUCAGGUGCUCUUCUCCUUUCCUUUCUGCCAUCAGAAUAAACUUUAUGUCCUUCGGGUCAGACCUGUUGGGACCUGGUGGCACACCCUCCCCUUCCUCAUGGGCUCCAAACUUCAUCUUUUCAGUGACUGCAAUGGCAGCCCCCCUGGCUCGCCUUCAUCAUUCUAGACAUCCAGGUUCCCGAGGCAAGAGCGCAGCACCAGUCGCCAGCGCUCCCGAGGCUCCCCUCCGAGCACCUGCGUGCCCUACAAGGUCCACCCGGCACUCGCCAUGGCAACCUCCGGGUGCCUGGCUACGAGCCAUGCCAGCCACGUGUGGGAGCAGCUGCGGCAGUUUUGGGCCGAUCACAUCUCGCGGCGCUUCUUGCCACGGCGGCCGCCACUGCGCCGCAUCUCCUCCCUGUCCACUUUCUACCUGCUGAAUUACAGCACGCGCCAGGCCGAGCUGGGCCUCGACUACGGAGCGCCACGCAUGCGCCUCGGCAACCAAGCCUUCGAGUUCCGCGGCGGCCGGUGGACAACGGAGGGCCAGUUGGCGCCGACCGUCUCGGGCUGGAAAGCGCAGGUGCAGCGGACCACGAGCCAGGUGUUGCUGAAGGAGAACAACUACCUGAAACUGCAGCAGGAAGUGCUCAUGGACAUGCUGACUGAGACCACGGCGCGCAUGCACCUGCUGGAGAAGAAGCUCAACUUCGAGGUGACUCCGGCUGCUGCGGCGCACGCCCAACAGAGGAAGAUGCGCAAGCGCGCAGGCGCCAGCCGGGGCGUGCUCAUGAUCCAGCCUUGCGUUCUGGACUCGCAGUGACGUAAUAAAGGGCGCGCUGCGCAUGC
Molecule: messenger RNA, 842 nt
Organism: Cebus imitator (Panamanian white-faced capuchin)
Lineage: Eukaryota; Metazoa; Chordata; Mammalia; Primates; Cebidae
Gene: CBY3
Product: chibby family member 3
Exons: 2
Source: RefSeq, a predicted model, not a curated record